Molecule: messenger RNA, 588 nt
Organism: Echinostoma caproni
Lineage: Eukaryota; Metazoa; Platyhelminthes; Trematoda; Plagiorchiida; Echinostomatidae
Source: the annotation of a GenBank genome assembly
UUAUCGAUUAUCAACUACAAACGUCAACAGAUUCAAAAGUCCGGGGAUACUAAACGACGUCAGGAAAGUAUGCGCGAUUCAGAGCGCUCGCAUCGAGAAAGUCGUGGUGUGCACCCGGAAGAGACGGAGUCCACACAUUCACUCCAGUCCAGACCCGAACCGGAAUCGGCAGAUGAAAGUCGUUUGCGUGGACUGAGCAGUUUGCUCAUGCCUCCCUCGGUUCGGAAAAAGUUGGAAGCCGUGGCCGCUGUGACACCACACGAGAAUGAAACCGAAGGACGUGAGGUCGCUGAGGCUGUGGCUCGAUACUAUCUACUGGAAACCACUCGUCAAGAACGUGCGAACACAGAAUUUCGGACAAUCUCAUCACCACGGGAUCGUACUGUCAGACAGAGUAUUGGUUCGUGGAAAAAUUAUGUGCCUAACGAAGAGCCUUUCACUGCACGAACAGAAAGACCAUUAAGUGGGGCCCAUUUGCGUGAAUUGUACAAAGUGGAACAAGAAAUGCACGACAUGUCGGAGGCGUUAUCCUCCCAUUCGAUUUCAGAAGCGACCAUUUCGGAAAUUAAUGAAUUGGAACGGAUUUAA